Molecule: messenger RNA, 393 nt
Organism: Ciona intestinalis (vase tunicate)
Lineage: Eukaryota; Metazoa; Chordata; Ascidiacea; Phlebobranchia; Cionidae
Source: RefSeq, a predicted model, not a curated record
AUGUCAUCUGAUCCACUGAAAAAGAAGAUAUCCUCCUUAAUUAUAGAGGACCGGGAGACUGAUGUUGUCUGUGCAUCAUUUGAUGACAGAAAUUUAGUUGUGGUCACACAGUACAAAAAACUUGGUACUAUUUUAAGCGUAACCACACAGUCUUUGGUGGAUUUUACAAAAGGUUCAGUUACUUUUGAUGUUAAAAUGUUGAUGGGUAAAGAUGACCCCAUACUGCAUGCUUAUGCCAAAGCAAUUGGGACUGUGGUUCAUGAUUUAAUGAAAGAAAAUAAAAAUUCAAUUUCAUCGGGCAAGCCAUUGCUAUGUACACUUGCUAUUUCCAAUCCAACUCCAACCAACCUUGCAGAGAUAUGUAAUGUUAUAAAACAAUGUAACGUGUUCUAA